Molecule: messenger RNA, 1313 nt
Organism: Cydia strobilella
Lineage: Eukaryota; Metazoa; Arthropoda; Insecta; Lepidoptera; Tortricidae
Exons: 2
Coding region: 1-1221 (406 amino acids)
Source: RefSeq, a predicted model, not a curated record
AUGAUUACUGACGAAAACAAAAGGUUUCUCAUAAUUGGUGACCAUAAUGUAGACUAUUUAACCGAUAAUACCAUGAAGCGGCGUAUCAAUGAUGUGUUAACAUCCUAUGGGUGUCAAAACAUAAUAUCCUUUGCUACUCGCGUGACAGCGGAUUGUGCGUCGUCCAUUGACUGCGGGAUAUCGAACUGUGCGAGCGAUGAACUUUCUGUAACACCGGUCGAUACCGCGAUCAGCGACCACAACGCGCAACGAUUUGAAUUAAUCACCCAACAUAAACUCGAUAACAAAGAACACAGAGUAGUCGAGCGCCGCGUUUUUGACAUAGAUUCAAUUGGAUUAUUUUACCGUGACAUUGCAAAUUACAAUUUUAAUUUUAUAUAUGAUAAUACGUUUGACAUCAAUUAUAAAUUUAAUAAACUAUUUAAUAUUUUUAAACAUUACAUUGACAUACAUUUUCCAAUUAAGAAGUUUAGUUGUAAAAAUAAUCCAAAGGUGCCGUGGCUAAGUGACGAAUUGGCGGAGUUGAUCUGUAAGCAUGUCGACCUCCAUGAAAUUAGACGUCAGUACCCAAACAAUCCAAUUCUAACAGAAUGUAUUGAUCAUUACUCCAGUCUAAUUAAGACAAAAACAUUGCAAACACGUCAAAAGUUUAUUGAAUGUAGGCUAAUGGACAGUGGCAACAAAUCGAAAGAAAUUUGGAAAAUUGUUAACGAAGAAGUGGGAACAAAAUCGAAAUCUCAGAACAUAUCCUUACGUGACCCUCUAACGAGCUUAACUAUAGAGAAAAGGGACCUGCCUAAUACAUUCAAUUCCCAUUUCCUUAGUAUAGCGUCUAAGUAUGCCAUACAAGGUGACUUGUCCGAGUCUAUUAGGUACCUACAGACGCAUUUAGGUAUGACUGAUGUACCCAUUUUCACUCUGCCGGUCGUCACUCGCGAUCUCUUAGAUAAGGCACUACACUCUAUGAUGAAGAAGCGUAGCACCGUCGAUGCUUUUGAUAUUUCACCCAAUAUUCUGUUUUGGACUUGGCCGGUUGUUGGUGACGUACUUGUUGUGCUCAUAAACCUUAUGUUCGAAACUGGUACAUAUCCUGACGUUUUAAAAAAUGCCAGGGUAUGUCCAGUCUUUAAAGGAAAGGGCGACAGGUGCGACGUCAACAAUUACAGGCCUAUUACAAUAGUGCCAACCAUAUCCAAAAUGGUUGAGUCUAUCUUGUCCUGAUAACGAGUAACCAAUAUGCGUACCGACAGAAAAUGUCCACAACCACCGCGGCGUGCAGGAUGUUUGAUUCUAUAGUGACUGGGUUAGAUGAC